AUGUUCUCAAGAUCAUCCAUGUCAAGUUUCAAGCCUUGCAGAGGAAGUUUUCUCAAUCAAUUGCUCAAAGGCCUGAAAAUCGACUAUGCUAGGGCAAAAGUCAACUAUGGCCCACAUACAGUCAAACUUCAAGAUUUUUGGUGUGCGCAUUUCAUUUUCUCAACAUUUUCAAGGCAAUCCAGCGUGUUACAUGGCAAGGGGUCCAUAGUGUACUGUCCAGAUCUGGGCGUCCCAUCCAUCAACGCUCCAGAUCCAAGGCUAUCCCAUGAAGGUCCACAAUACACCCCAGUCAAGCAUGCACAUGAGAUUGAACAAAGUCAACAAAGGCCUGAGCUUGACCUUUAUUUAUCGUCUUUUGCGGGUUUUUUUGGCUAUGUACGCUGUUAUGGGAGAAACAUAACUAAAACUUCCUUAAAGAGAAAGGCAGAGAUUAAUGCUUUGAAACAAGCCCACAGUGAAGAGGUCUCUACAUUAAGGGACGAGUUUCAAGAUAAGAUUGAUAGAUUGCAAAAUGCUUUUAAGACCGUAAUACAACAAGGCAAUCCUCAAAUUAAUAUAGAGUCAAUUGAAGAUUUGUUAGGAUUAUCUCAUGGAGAUGCUAAUAGUUCCCCAAAGGAUAUAAGACCGCAAAUGCAUUCAUCUACAUCAACUCAUGCUCCAUGUCAUGGAAAGCAAUGUAUCAAUGAAGAUGUUGAAAAGGACGAUAUAAAUGAUGAAAUUCAAGAGGAUGACAUAAAUGAUAAAAUUCAAGAGGACGACGUAAAUGAUAAAAUUCAAGAGGACGACGUAGAUGACGAAUUUCAAGAGGACGACAUAGAUCUAGAUGAUGAAUUUCAAGAGGACGAUAUAGAUGGUGAAUUUCAAGAGGACGACGUAGAUGAAGAAUUUAUGGAGGAUGACAUAUCUAACGAAUUUCAAGAGGAUAAUCUGGAUGAUUUACUCUUAGAAGACAAACUUGAGUGA
This is a messenger RNA of Vicia faba (fava bean), 963 nucleotides long. Lineage: Eukaryota; Viridiplantae; Streptophyta; Magnoliopsida; Fabales; Fabaceae. The record is from the annotation of a GenBank genome assembly.